Messenger RNA from Solea senegalensis (Senegalese sole), 2155 nucleotides. It is a transcript of the gene galr2b, whose product is annotated as galanin receptor 2b. The transcript has 3 exons. The record is from RefSeq and is a predicted model, not a curated record. Gene Ontology annotation, biological process: G protein-coupled receptor signaling pathway. Gene Ontology annotation, molecular function: G protein-coupled receptor activity. Gene Ontology annotation, cellular component: membrane. Lineage: Eukaryota; Metazoa; Chordata; Actinopteri; Pleuronectiformes; Soleidae. The coding region runs from base 832 to 1968 and encodes 378 amino acids.
AAUCUUCUACAGAGGAAUCUGAAUUUGUCCGUUUUGUUCCAGCAAAGCACUGAGCAUCAAUAGAUCUGAGGUUUAGUAGAAAGAAUAAAUAUUUAUUUUUUUUGGCCUCAAACUUCUUGUUAAUAAUUAAACGUGGACUGCUCAGUGAAACGUCAUCCCUGUCAGUGUGGAAAUCAAUAAGGUGUGUUUUUUGCCAUUCUUUCAAAGGCAUUCAUCUGCAGUUGCCAUGGAAAUGAUCACACGAUACAACACCUGGGGGUAUUCCCGUGUGUUAAUCUACUACUAUACAGUGAGACCAGAAUCCACAAUUACAGCCAAAUUAAGAUGUUUUAUUUUGGCUUCUGUUAUUCUUUUAAAAAUGAAGGUGGACCUGGUACCAGUGGGAGGAUUUAAUUAAAUGUGUUCACAACUGGAACUAAUCACAAUAAUUCAGUAUUCUGCAGGUUUCAACAGUAAAAUACACAACAGACAAAAGUAAGGAUGAUUGAAAUACAUGUGCGAGUGACAGCUUUGUAAAUCAUACAAUAAUGGAAGCUUGUUCUUGUUUACCUCAGGCAGUGCCAUAGUGUGCUCAUGAUGUUCCAACCAGCAGUUCUCUCAGUGUCGUGUGGCGUGUUGAUGGAUGUAAGCUGACAGGGGUGCAGACAGCAUGUCAAGGUUUACGUUCGGAACUGGAGGAGGAGGAGGAGGAGGAGGAGGAGGAGACGACGUGUCAGACUGAUAUUACGAGGCUGCAUCGUCUGUAUCUUACGGACUCACGACCCGGGACUGGCCACACCCUGUUGAUUUCUGUGUGACCGGACUUCACAACCAAACCAGCAGAAUAGCAUCAUGUCUGAUUUUGAGGAUUUCAGCCGACCAGCGGGACAGGCCAAUGUCUCUGAAAGCUACCAGCUAAACCCCACCAGCGUCAUCGUGUCGGUCGUCUUCUCCCUCAUCUUCCUGUUGGGCACCAUCGGCAACAGCCUGGUGCUCGCCGUGCUGCUGCGGAGCGGACAGGUCGGAUACAACACGACCAACCUCUUCAUUCUCAACCUGAGCGUGGCCGACUUCUUCUUCAUCAUCUUUUGCGUCCCCUUCCAAGCCACCAUCUACUCCCUAGAGGGAUGGGUGUUCGGCUCAUUCAUGUGCAAAGUGGUGCACUUCUUUAUCAACCUCACCAUGUACGCCAGCAGCUUCACACUCGCUGCUGUAUCUGUUGACAGAUAUCUGGCCAUCCGCUACCCACUCCGCUCCAGGGAGCUACGAACCCCUUGCAAUGCAGUGGUUGCCAUGGUGAUCAUCUGGGGCCUCUCUCUGGUCUUCGCCGGUCCGUAUCUCAGCUACUACGACCUGAUUGACUACGCCAACAGCACUGUGUGCAUCCCCGGCUGGGAAGAGCAGAACCGCAAAGUGCUAGACACGUGCACCUUCCUGUUCGGCUACGUCAUCCCCGUGCUCAUCGUGAGCCUCUCCUACACGCGAACCAUCAAGUACCUGUGGACGGCGGUCGACCCGCUGGACGGCAUGUCGGAAUCCAAGAGGGCCAAGCGCAAAGUCACCAAAAUGAUCAUCAUCGUCACCGUGCUUUUCUGCAUAUGCUGGCUGCCGUACCACGUGGUGAUCCUGUGCUACCUCUACGGAGACUUUCCUUUCAACCAGACCACGUACGCAUUCAGGCUCCUCUCCCACUGCAUGGCCUACGCCAACUCCUGCGUCAACCCCAUCGUGUAUGCGCUGGUCUCCAAGCACUUCCGCAAGGGCUUCAAGAAAGUGUUCAGCUGCAUCCUGAGUAAAAACGGGAGGAACAAGGUCCACGUGGUCCACGUGGCGAACACCGUGCCCGGCUUCGAGGCGGGCUCCACCGAGGUGUCGCAGAUGCACGAGGAGAACGUACGGCAGAACGAAUGUGAGAUGAUUAACAGGCCGCUGCCGGAGCCAAGAGAAGCCACGGUGACGGUGAAUUUGCCCUUUCAGCGGCAGACUUGACAAGUCAUUCAGCACAGAUUCCCCUUUGGAAAAGACAUUGAGGCGCACGUUUGGACAGUAACGUGUUUAAAACACUAGUAAACGUGUUUUGGUGGGAAAAUGGGAACAGACGUAGUUAAAUUAUUCAUCCGCUCAAACACAUUUACGAGAAUAAAAAUAUGUAUUUUUUGGUUUAUUAAUAUAUAAC